Messenger RNA from Clonostachys byssicola, 858 nucleotides. The record is from the annotation of a GenBank genome assembly. Lineage: Eukaryota; Fungi; Ascomycota; Sordariomycetes; Hypocreales; Bionectriaceae.
AUGGCAUCUCCUCCCUCCAUCAUCGCUUCUGUUGAAGACGUGACCACGCCUAUGCGUCUGCUCUGCAAAGACAUUGUGGAUGGCGUGAUUGACUCAACCUUCGCUCAAAUGGUCACCCAGGAGGGCCCGCUGCGACACUUGAUGGACAGCCAAGGACGCCUCCCAGUGUUGGCAAAUGGUAUCUGGCGUCGAGUCUUCACACCUCGCCACGGCCCAGCUUGGAACUCGAGCCUCCCCAUCCCCGACCUUGACCUCCCAAAACUCCUGCCGUCUGAUCUCCGUAUCCAGGCUGGCACUUUGCUGGUCGACGCAGCUCCCGCCGACACGAACCGCCGCUUCUUCCCUUGGAAUGUCCGCCUCCUCGACCCUCCUCCCAAGCGAGCUCGCCGCUGUGGCCAGGACGUCUUCCUUGAGCCGCGACACGAUCCCGAGAGCGAAGAUAGGGUCCAGUGGUUUUGGAGCGACCUAGACGGCAAAGCCGUCGACCCUCGAGUCACCUUGGUCCAUGUCAUCAACCGGGAGGAUGUGCUUAUGAAAUUUCGCCGGGCUGCCGUCGCGUCAAGAGACGGAACCAUGUUCAGGCAUGCUUUCAACCACAACCUCGAGUUGGGCAUAUACCGGAUCAGGUGCCGGCUGACUGCCUUCAUAGCCUCAAGUUUCUCCCAGGAACUGAUGCCUCCGUUGAGUGAUGGCGAAGAAUUCUUCAGCCCGACGUACAUGGCAGCAGCCUUUCGCCGCGAGCUGUCAGCCAGCUCUGACCCUGACCCGGAUGCUGAGGCACGGGCGAGGACUAAUGCCACCCAGGUGGUGAUGCUAUACAAGUAUUACUAUGAGGGGAAAGAAAUGUUAUGGCUCUGA